ACACGUUGGCCAAAACUAGUAAACAGAAAAACAAGCACUCAACCAGACGUUGGUGUUCCGGUCAGAUCCCAACAUUUCAGCCCUCUCUCAGUCACAGCUGCCUCAAUCUCUCUCACACACACACUCGCACGCCACCACAAACCACUACAAUAGUACCAUGCGCCAACUCAGCCCCAGCCGCCAAGGAUUGGUUGCGGCGGCGAGGGAUGAGACACGUUAGACGCCGAUGACGGUGUAUGCACUGGCGUCGUCAGAAAAACGCCGCCCAGUCGGUGUGCUGCGCCAGCUGCGUAUUCUAGAGCACACCACCGAUCCUGUACACCGAUCGCCAUGGCCAGAUUUUGGACCUGUGGAAAUGUGAGGAGGGUUGCACAUUCCCUCCACCCAAAUCGGAAGAGAUGCGGCUUAGAACUAAAUGGUGAUGGAGCAUUGAAUGUACUUGGGCCUUGUUACUUCCUACGCAGGAAAUUCUCACUGUAUAAAUUUUCUUUUAGAGAACCUUCCCCUUUUACUUUAUAUAAAGCAAAAGAGAGCAUAUCACGCAGUAGUGGUUUCAGAAACUUCUACGGCCUUGCAGCAAGUAAGACAAUUUCUCACCAGGUGCAAAUUGCUUGGAAAAGGUUUUCUCAGGUAUGUUCCUACAGUGGGCCAGCUGCAAAGCCAAUAUAUCAGAUUGCAUGUGCAGUGAGCCUUGCUUUGACGCGAUCAAAUGUAGUUGUCCCCGGUGUUAUUGCUAUCAUAAUUGGAGAGCUUGCUUGGACACAACAAACAUGGGCAGAAGCAGAAUACUUGCCAACAAGGGAUACAUUUUAUAUGCAUGCCCAAGAUGGACAUGUUUAUUUGACCUUGCUUGUGUAUUCAUUUCUGGAGGGUUUUAUCUUGUUUCUUAGGGCUAUUUAUUUAGCAAUUUUGUUCUCACCCUGCAUAGCUAUGGCUCCAUUUGCGGAUUCCCUUGGUGUUGAAUUUAGGAAAACAUGGCUCCACAUCGUUCAUCUUACACUUGAAAAGGCAGGUCCAGCAUUCAUAAAAUGGGGUCAAUGGGCUGCAACCCGACCAGAUCUCUUCCCCAGAGAUUUGUGUUCCAAACUUGCAAAACUUCAUAGCAAUGCACCAGCACAUGGUUUUGCAUUCACCAAAAACAGCAUUGAAAGGGCAUUUGGUAGAAAUCUGCAUCAAAUCUUUGAAAAUUUUGAUGAGAAACCUGUGGCAUCAGGAAGUGUUGCUCAAGUUCAUCGAGCUACACUGAAAUACAGAUAUCCUGGUCAGCCAAUCAAACCUGUUGUUGUUGCUGUGAAGGUUCGACAUCCAGGUGUUGGUGAAACAAUUAGAAGGGAUUUUAUGAUAAUUAAUUUUGUGGCCAAAGUCUCUAGGCUCAUCCCUGCUUUGAAAUGGUUGAGAUUGGAUGAAAGCAUACAGCAAUUUGGUGUCUUCAUGAUGUCUCAGGUUGAUCUUUCAAGGGAGGCUGCUCAUUUAAGUCGUUUUAUCUAUAAUUUCCGAAGAUGGAAGGAUGUGUCAUUCCCAAAGCCUCUGUAUCCCCUGGUGCACCCCUCCGUUUUAGUGGAAACUUAUGAACAAGGUGAAAGUGUUCUACAUUAUGUUGAAGAGCUUGAAGGCCAUGAACAAAUUAAAAGUGCCCUUGCUCGAAUUGGAACCCAUGCACUUUUAAAGAUGCUUUUGGUAGAUAACUUUAUUCAUGCGGACAUGCAUCCUGGAAAUAUUCUUGUACGAGCAACACAUAGCAAAACAUCACAUAAGCAGAUUUUUAGAUCAAGGCCUCACGUCAUUCUACUUGACGUAGGCAUGACUGCUGAACUUUCUAAGAAAGAUCGAGUGAAUAUACUGGAUUUCUUUAAGGCUGUUGCUCUUCGAGAUGGCCGCACUGCUGCAGAGUGCACACUUAGAUUGUCUAAACAACAAAACUGCCCAAAUCCAAGGGAUUUCAUUGAGGAAAUGGAUAAAUCUUUCAGUUUCUGGGACUCCCAAGAAGGUAAUGUUUUCCAUCCUGGUGACUGCAUGCAGCAAUUGCUUGAGCAAGUUAGGCGUCAUAAAGUCAACAUUGAUGGCAAUGUUUGUGCUGUGAUGGUAACCACUUUGGUGCUUGAGGGGUGGCAGCGGAAGCUGGAUCCAGACUAUGAUGUGAUGCACACAUUGCAAACAUUGCUAUUUAGAGCUGACUGGGCCGAGUCUCUCUUCUACACCAUUGAAGGACUCAUGGCACCCUAAAAGAGACACUUCAUUUGCUUGAAGAUGAUGUACCGCCCAAAUUGAAGAUGGCAUUUGAAAAAACCAGUUACAAAAAAAAGGGGGAAGGGAUGGCUUUGUUUUAUUCCUUUUUGCAUGGGAUAAAAAAUUGAAUGAUGGACCAAACGAAGUAAUCUCUUAUGAACUGAAUUGAGAAAACAUCAACGAUUGUUGUACUUCAUUUCCUGUCAACCUGUGUUGCAUCUUUGCUUUUAAGACUCAAAAAAUACAGAUUCUUCAUAUACUUGGCUUAGUUUGACAUGCUCAGUAUCGGGCUUUGCGAUCAGUGGAAGGGGAUGCUAUUGAGUGGGCCAUUACAUUACACAAAAUGAACACCGCUUGAUGUCACACCUUUCUGCUUGACAAGGUGCUACCUGUGACACUAGCCAUAAUGGUAUAGUUUCAUCGUUAUGUUUUUUUUUAGUAAGAAAAAUAGAGGGACAACAUACUUCUAGUGAAGAGUUUGGAGGUGGCCCAUUUUGCUCCAAAGCGGGCGCAGAAGUUUGCACUUCUAUGAAUUUUCUUAGAUUCCCAAGAGGGCAGGGAAGGUGAGGAGUUUACAUGAGAUGAUUGAUGAGAUCUGCCAGUCAAUGGUGUGCUGGGUGGUUGAGGGCAAGGAUAACUGAGAGAAUUGCCUUCCUAAAUGUAAGACUGAAGAUUAAGAGAGGCUUCCAUUUGGGCAGCACAAAGCUUCACCUAUGUUGGGAUCACAGGGAGGGCCUAUACAAGAUUGGGCUUGAAUAAUUUGCCCGAAACAGUCAUGGCACAUUGCAGCUUGCAUGGAGAAUUUGUCACGGAUGGCAUUGUCAAAGUUAAUCUUAAAAACAUUGGUCGGAGGAGGGUCCCAGGCUCCCAGCAAUGGACAGGGGUGUUGGAGGACUUUUUCUUCCGUGUUGUAUGCUCUAGCAAUUCUUUAUUAUUAUUAUUAUUAUUAUUUUAAUUUGGCUAGUCAUAGGCUUUUUAAGAGCAAAGGCGUCCAAAGGCCAAAAUGAUUCCCUCUAAAUUACACUAGGCAAAAAAAAACACAGCUAAGAAAGUUGUGCUUGAGAGAUUCCUCUUCACUUUUGCAAAGGGCACAAAGAAGAUCGGCGCUAGAAGGGGAGAUGAGGAAAUGAGAUGCGAGCGUACCAUGGAGAGAAGGAUGUUCCAAGAGAUUUUCCAGAGGAGUAACUUUAACCUUUCAUGUAGGUUAAAUGGACCUCUGAUCAUCUUGGAGGGGGUUGGCAGACUUUGUAAAGAAAUCCCCUGUAGAGAAAUUCCCAGACGGAUUUUGGACCCAGAUGAACUUGUCCUAGAGAGCACUAGAAGAGGUUCAUGGGUAUCGGAAAACUGACUCACACCAAUCCAAUCAACCCGAGUCACCUAGGUGCUACUUAUGGUGGUGGUCACCGUGGUGUGAGAUAUCGCACA
This is a messenger RNA of Corylus avellana, 3651 nucleotides long. RefSeq lists its product as uncharacterized. NCBI's taxonomy places the organism in Eukaryota, Viridiplantae, Streptophyta, Magnoliopsida, Fagales, Betulaceae. The record is from RefSeq and is a predicted model, not a curated record.